Molecule: messenger RNA, 429 nt
Organism: Hansenula ciferrii
Lineage: Eukaryota; Fungi; Ascomycota; Saccharomycetes; Phaffomycetales; Wickerhamomycetaceae
Product: rRNA-processing protein
Exons: 1
Coding region: 1-429 (142 amino acids)
Source: RefSeq, a predicted model, not a curated record
AUGGCCCCUCCAUAUAACAAAAAUUUCAAGAGCAAAAACCCUUAUAUCAAUCGUAAAGAGUCAAAGAGCAUCGAAAUUAAGAAAUCUUUGGUUCAUCGUGCUAGACUUAGAAAACAAUAUUUCAAAGAGUUGAAAGAACAAGGGGAAGAAGUCCCAGAGAAACAAGAGACAUCAGAUAGAAAUAGAGAUAGAUCACAAUAUCAACCAAAACUUGAUUAUAAAGAAAGAGCAGAGAUUGCUAAAAAGAGAAAAGAAGAAGCACGUAAAGAAAGAGAGUUAAAGAGACAAGAAAGUAUAAAGAUUUCAGAAAAGAAAAAAAUAGAAAGGGAACGUAAAAAGGAUCAACUUUCCAAAAAGACUAGAUCAGGCCAACCUCUCAUGGGUCCUAGAAUCGCUAAUUUGCUAGAUAAAAUAAAAAAUGAUCAAUGA